Molecule: messenger RNA, 2019 nt
Organism: Perca fluviatilis (European perch)
Lineage: Eukaryota; Metazoa; Chordata; Actinopteri; Perciformes; Percidae
Product: GTPase IMAP family member 9-like
Exons: 3
Coding region: 107-829 (240 amino acids)
Molecular function (GO): GTP binding
Source: RefSeq, a predicted model, not a curated record
GUGUAUCCACCUAUAUCAGUAUGUGAUUCAGUCUGACAGACUUUAAAGCUGAUCCAGAGACUCCAGUGAAACCUGCCUGCUGUCUGUUCUCUACUCAGUAGAUAAAAUGCAUUCUAACAAACCAUCACCACCACGUGCCAACCCCAUGACACCGUCCACCUUACAACAUACAAGAGCAGCCCCUGAACAUCACAAUGGUAACAGUACCUGUGAAAUGCCUGACAACAUAUUUAACAUUGUUAUGCUGGGACUAACGGGGACUGGAAAGAGUGCAUCAGCAAACACCAUCCUGGCUGCUGGGAACUCCCAGCGGAAUUCAAAAAAACACUUUCUAUCUAUGUCAAACUCCUUGCCGGUCACCACCCAGUGUAAGGUCAAAAUCGUAAAGAGGCUCUGCGGGACGCAGGUGAGAGUGGUUGACACUCCGGACUUCUUAAACGACCAACUCAAUAACUCCCAGGAACAGGUAGAGGAGUGUAAGAAGUACUGUCAGCCAGGUCGAUGCGUGGUGUUACUCGUGUUACAGCUGGGCCGGUUUACGGAUGUUGAGAAAGGAAUAUUGGAAAAGCUGGAAAAAAAGCUUGACUGGAAGAUCAGGGAGAGCACAAUCAUCCUGCUGACACACAAGGAGGACCUGAAAGAAAGUCUGACGAGCUUUAUUGAUGUGAAUGACGACCUCAAGAGCAUGGUUGAAAUGUGCGGCAGUCGUCUUCAUCUUUUUAAUAAUUCCUCCAACGACACUAAGCAAGUCAUAGAGCUCAUCAAAAAAAUUCCAAACUAUGAAAAAGUUUUCCCAAAGUUUACAGAAAGAAAUUGUUGUAUAUGUUAGCUUGGCUCUAUGUGUUGAUCAGUGCACUCCAAAUGUGCAAAUGACAUAGUGCUUAAAAAGAGUAUUCUACUGAUUAGCACAGCAUCAUCUGACUCACAAUGGACAAAAAGGAUUAAAAUCGUUGCAGAACCAUAGAUAACUUUUGAAUUCCAUAUAUAACCCACAAUGCAACUCUGCCGCCAACAGUUCAGUCGAGUCAGAUGCAGGUGUGUUUUGCUAGUAGCGGCUAAUGUAGCCUAGACCCACUAGCCUCAAGCAAAGAUGAGGAGUGGGCUAUCAUUUUCACAUUUGUAGUGUUCAGCCCUAAAAAUAAUUUAACAUUUGCUUAGCUCUUGCUGAAGAAACUAAAGGCAACUUUUUUCACAUAUGCAAUAAUACUCCCCAAGACCUGUAAACAGAUGUUCCUCUUUGAUUUCAAGUGCAUCUUUUAAAGUUGUGUUCACUACUGCCCACUAUUUUAUCAUAAUCAUUAUGCUACCUUUUUCGUCAGAGUACUAUUAUGUGUUGUUUUUGUUCAAUUUUAAAUUAACGUAUAUUACAUUACACAUACCAAUGUUUGGAGCAAGCGUACGCCUCCUGGGGAGGGUGGUGGAUGUUGUUACUGCUGCUACUGCUACUGGUGUGUAACUUGCAUCAGUUUAAAAAUGUACAUGUCAAAUGCCUGUCUAUAGUGAAUCUAGAAAAUAAUAAAUGCGGCGGUAAAAAUGAAAACAAAAACUGGAUGCAGGAUUCCAACAUGGCAUUCAGCUAAUUUCUGAAAAGUGAAAUUCUAGUGGAACAGAAUGUUUGUCAAUCUAGGAGAUUACAGAGUUUACAUAAGUCCAGAAAAGGAGUGUGGCCUGAUCGUGGGCCUGAUGAAUGACAUGUGGUCGUCAGAUGACGUGCUGUAUUGUGCCAUGAAGUCCGUCCUCCCAACUGUAUAAGUACUAGCAUGCUAAGAGAAUGGCUUCAGGUUCCUCUGCAGAGUAAACUCAGGUAUUUUGUUUGAAUAAAGAUCUUAAUUAUAGCACCAUCUCGGUCUCCUUGAAAAAUUCAUUGAUCAGUAUAGUCGGCAACUAUAAAAAUUCACAACACUGGAAAAGUAUUUUAAAACCUGCAUUGUUUCUAUUUACAUUAUUACUACAGAUUAAGUUUGUCUAAAGGUCUCAUUGUGGUAAUAAAGUGAACAAUAAAAUGUACUCAAUGCUCCA